This is a messenger RNA of Solanum pennellii, 723 nucleotides long. Its product is annotated as ribonuclease S-7-like. Gene Ontology annotation, molecular function: RNA binding; ribonuclease T2 activity. Gene Ontology annotation, biological process: RNA catabolic process. The transcript has 2 exons. The coding region runs from base 1 to 723 and encodes 240 amino acids. Gene Ontology annotation, cellular component: extracellular region. The record is from RefSeq and is a predicted model, not a curated record. NCBI's taxonomy places the organism in Eukaryota, Viridiplantae, Streptophyta, Magnoliopsida, Solanales, Solanaceae.
AUGGAAUACUUGUUUGGUAUUGUUAUAACAUUAAUAAUAAUUGUGAGUAGUGCAUCUUGUGAUCCAAAAACUCAACCACCAGUAAGUAGUAAUUAUCAUCAUAUGCAGAUGAUAAUGCAAUGGCCUCCAACCUUUUGUGGGAGGCCAAAUAAACCUUGCAAGCGCUCCGUAAUAAUGUUGGAAUUCCCUAUACAUGGCCUUUGGCCAGGGAAUGCUACAGGUCACACUCCUUUUACGUGUAAGGUUCCUCCAAAUCCAACUACGGUCAAAAAAGUGUGGUUAAAUGACAGGAGCCUAAAGACUUCAUUGGGGUUCUAUUGGCCUUCUUUGGUGUCUACAGACGAAAAGUUAUGGAUACAUGAGUGGGAGAAGCAUGGGUAUUGCACAUCACAAAUCGUCCCAGAUGUUGAAUAUUUUAAUGGGGCAAUAGUAUUUGCGAGACAAGUGAAAAAUAUGCUUAGUGAGUUAAGAAGUGUUCAAAUAAUUCCGGAUAAUAAAAUUACUUACACCGCAGCGAAUAUGAAGAAAUUUAUCUCUGAAGAAGUGUUAAAGGAUAAAAAUAUUCAUGUUUACAUCUCAUGUGAGAAGCGGGGUCAUCACUUCUAUUUAAAACAAAUUCACAUCUGCUUAGACAAAUUGCUCAAAACAAUAAUAUCUUGCCCAAAAAGUUUUCUCACAAGAGGCUGUGGUACAGGAAACGAUAUCCUAUUUCCAAAAAGCUAG